Symbiodinium necroappetens is the source of this 579-nucleotide messenger RNA. The record is from the annotation of a GenBank genome assembly. NCBI's taxonomy places the organism in Eukaryota, Dinophyceae, Suessiales, Symbiodiniaceae.
GCAUGCUGCAACAGCCCGGAGAUUGUUCACGACUUCUUGCAGCAGAAUCCAGACAUAGCCUUCCUGAAGGAUCUGUCUGCCUUCCACUCCUGGACUUUUGGGAUUUGCGACGCGCAGAGCCGCAAUGCGCUUUUCUAUGCUGUGGGCAGCAACAAUUCCGAAGCAAAGACGGAGAUUCUGAGGAUGCUGCUGGAGGCGAAAUGCCGCGCCAGCGAGGUGGAUGUGUUUGGUCGAUCUGCACUACACUAUGCCGCUCAAUCAGGUGAUAUGACAACAGUGGAGGAACUACAGCAGGCAAUCGAGCAGGAGGUUCCACCAUGUGUGCUACACGGAGAACUUCAGGUUGCAGCAAAUUGCGUGGACGCCGCCCUGGUUGAGGAAGACCAAAGCCAGGAAGCGGCAAAGGCAGCAGCAGAUGCACAUGUGUCUCCAUUCAGCGACGAACACGGUAAGAUACCGGAAAUUGCAGAGGCAGCUCCAGCAGCCAGCGCUGUGCACGGGCAGAGGGAAGGCGAAAACAACGACAAAGCAGAGGCAGCUGCUGCUACUGCUGAGGAAGAGCGACAGAAGAGUGAAGCU